ACGUACAUAGUUGCGUAUCAGUUAACUGUCGAGUAAAUUUCGUUUCGUUAAACAUCCAAAGUGAACAUAUUCAUUUCAAACUCAUAUAAGAGUGAUUCGGCAUUGUGCCGAUUAAAUAUGUAAUGGGUUUAUUUUUGAUUAAAAGAAAAUAAGGAAAUAAUAAAAAAGAUUUCUUCUGCAACGAAUUUGGGCAUUGAUGCCCAGCUGAUGCAUUUUAACAUAUUUGACAGUUGAAAUUGCGUAAUUGUUGCUAGGAUUUUCUUAUGAGUCUUUUUACGCAAUUUAUCUAAAUUGCCGUAUAGAAUGGCGGAUUUGGAUGACUUAUUUCAUUUAGAUCAAUACGGAGGUCCAGAAUCUCUUGCAGAACUAUGUUUCCAAGUAAUCUGCAAAAAUUUAGAUAUUAUCUCGGUGAAGGAUAAAUGCGAAUAUCGGAAUCUUUUAAAAGGAGUAGUUUUUCCGAGUGAAAUAUGCGAUAAACUUAUUGAAUAUGUUUUACGAAAUGAUCCGAAUGAAGAUCAUGAUCGUUUCUUUACAAUUUUCAAGAAUGUAUGGAUAACCAAACUUAAACGCGUCAAAGUUGUAGGAUCUAAUAUAACUGAUGAUUCAGUACAGAUCCUUGCAAAUCAUAAACUUUUGAGAUUAGAACUUACAGAUUGUCCUAAUUUAACAGAUCAAUCUAUUGAUUAUAUAAAUGCAAAUGCAGAAAAUUUGCAUACUUUAGUAUGUCGUGGUACUUCUGUAAUCAUUCCGGAAAAACUUACAGCAUAUCAAAAACAAGGAUAUGUAUUUAAAAUACCAAAUCUACGGACCUUGGCUUUAGAAUAUGUUCCAAUUUGUGCCUUGGAAUAUAAUAUACUCUUGGCUGGAUUAACAAAUUUAACAAAUUUAGAUUUGUCCAAUAGUUUUGAUGUGGGCAUUUUUGAUUUUUUCCAUUUGAUUCCUAAUUUAGUAUCUUUAGUUUUAUAUAAUGUUAAAAUUAUUUCUCAAGCUCAAGCUUUUGUUAACAAUAUUUGUCAUUUGAAAAAUUUAAGGCAUUUAGAUAUUUCUCAAAUCAAUCCUGAGGAUGGAGUGUUUGCAAAUCCUAAUACAAUCUUAUCUGAUAUUGUAAAUGGUUUGCCUCAAUUAACAUCUUUAGAUAUUAGUGGCACAAAUUUAGCAGGAAUCGAAAUUGUAAAUCGUGCAAUACAAACAGUUGAACAUUCUUUUUAUUCUGACAUGUAUAAUAAUCUGUGUGAUAUACCAGGUCUUAUUUCAAGAGUAGAUAGACCUUUACAAUUUUUAGGAUUGUAUGGAGCAAAUGAUGCACCUUGUAGACGUCGUAAUAUUCCAGCAAAAUUGAUUGCAGGAAAUGCAAAUGAAGAUCAAAUAUUAGUUGCAGCUCAUGUUUAUAUGAAUAAUAAAGAAGAUUUAAUGUUAAAAGUAAUAAGUGAUUUAUAUCAAAUCUAUAGAUAUGAAAAUUGUCACAGAAUGGAUCAAGCACUUUGUGCAGUAUUAGAAGCAAUGGAAAAAUAUCCUACUCAAAAAGAUAUACAAAUAUCUGGAAGUGCAGCACUUUUUUAUAUUGUAAAAAUGAAAGAAAAAGGUGAAUUAGAAGCAAGAUUGAAAAAAAGAAUUGUACGUACACUUCUCAUUGGAAUGAGUAUUCAUAAAAAUGAAGAAACUAUGAUGCGUAAUGGUUGUCUAACAUUAUAUCAAUUCCGAUUACCGCAAGAUGUGAUGUCACAUUAUGAAACAUUGGUCAAACUACUUUUGCAUUUAGCUAAUAAUGCGCAACAAGAAAGUUAUGUUCAACGUAUUGGAAUAUUUCUUUUAAAUACAUUGGCAUGUCAAGUAACAGGUAGAGAAAAACGUUUAUUAGGCAAUCUAGGUUGUAUAAAAACAAUGCUUGAACUAAUCAAAUACAGAGUUGAGUCUAGAACAUUUGAUGAUGUUAUGGAAGUAGCUUGGUCAACUAUGUGGAAUGUGACUGAUGAAACUCCUAUAAAUUGUCAACGAUUUUUUGAAGAAAAUGGCAUGCCGCUAUUUUAUAGAUGCGUUAUGCAAUAUUCUCGUAAAGAAGAAUUAUUGAAAAAUAUGAUGGGAUUACUUGGUAAUGUAGCUGAAGUACAAAGUCUGAGAGUGCACCUAAUGCAACUGCCAUAUAUGGUUGUUUUUACAAAUUUAAUUCGUAAUGUUAGAGAAAGCAUUGAGGUACCAUAUAAUGCAGUUGGUAUAUUAGCUCAUAUAGCAUCUGAUGGUGUUGAAGCAUGGACAAUAGAAAAACCUAGUCGGGAUGUAGUUCUUGAACUUAUGGUUGAAGCUAUUGAACGAUGGGAUAUAUCAUCAGAACGUAAUAUUAAUUACCGUUCGUUUCUGCCAUUAUUACGUUUAGUAGAUAUAUAUCACACACCACAAUGUCAACAUUGGGCAGUUUGGGCUCUUGCUAAUCUUACCACUGUUUAUCCUCAUAAAUAUUGUAUAUUAGUUAUACGAGAAGGAGGCCUUGAAAAAUUGAAUACCUUAAUCUCAGAUGCAAGACCAUAUGAACGUAUAAAAGAACUUGCCCAUAUUGUAAUUGAAAAUUGUAGUCAUUAUAGUAGCAACUCCAAUGAUAUGAAUGUUCAUUCGCCAUUAGAUGAAGAUUAUAUAUAUAGUUCAGAUGGUUAAAAUUCAAUUUUCAUUACUAUAAUUCAAUAGCAUAAAAGUAGAAUGUUUUAUGUCUGUAAUAAAAAAUUUUCUAAAAAAAAAGAGUGUGAGUAAGAUUAUAAAAAUAUGCUAAAAUAUUUGUAUGUUGAUUUGCCAAAUUGUAAAUUUAAAAUUGAGUACUCAGACAAUCUUACUCGCACUUUUAUUACAUGAACAUUUCAUUGCAUAUUUUAUUUAUUACAUGUACAAAAUAUAUUUGGACUAUUUGUGCAAAUAUAUUAUUAAUGAUAUUAAAAAAAAAGUAGUAAUUAGUUUAAUAAAAAUAUUUUUGAUGUAAUAAUCUCUAACACUGUCCAAAUUCAAAUACAUUUUUGAUUUAUGU
Molecule: messenger RNA, 3007 nt
Organism: Apis laboriosa (Himalayan honeybee)
Lineage: Eukaryota; Metazoa; Arthropoda; Insecta; Hymenoptera; Apidae
Product: protein zer-1 homolog
Exons: 9
Coding region: 304-2646 (780 amino acids)
Cellular component (GO): Cul2-RING ubiquitin ligase complex
Source: RefSeq, a predicted model, not a curated record